This is a messenger RNA of Rubroshorea leprosula, 2736 nucleotides long. NCBI's taxonomy places the organism in Eukaryota, Viridiplantae, Streptophyta, Magnoliopsida, Malvales, Dipterocarpaceae. The record is from the annotation of a GenBank genome assembly.
GAUCUCCGUUUUACUUUCUGAAUCCUCCUGGAAUCCUGCUGUAGGGUUACACUCUCACUCCCAUUUCUCUCCAUUUUCCCGAGAAAAUCCGCCAUGGAAUUUCCCAAACCUUAAACCCAAAAUUUCCAGAAAAUCAAACAUUACUACAAAUCCCAUUUCUCUCUUUCCUUCCCAAGCAUGGUUAACAAAUCCGAACCCGGCGACGGCAACACUAAACCAGCAGCUGCAGCCAUGCCGGCGUCGAGUCUCAAAUCAGAUCUGCUCAACAACUUGUCUUUCAAAACCUUCAAACUCAAAACCAAGCAGCAGGAGCUCUUGAUUCGGGUCUCGAUCCUGUGCCUAGUCUACAUCUUAGCUUUCAUUACCCGUUUGUUUAGUGUUCUUCGGUAUGAAUCUAUGAUCCAUGAAUUCGAUCCCUACUUCAAUUAUCGGACCACUCUUUUCUUGACCCAGAAAGGGUUUUACGAGUUCUGGAAUUGGUUUGAUUCCGAGAGCUGGUACCCUCUUGGUCGCAUCAUCGGAGGCACUCUUUACCCGGGUCUCAUGGUCACUGCAGCUGUUAUUUACUGGGUCGUACGUUUUCUCCGCUUCGCAGUUCAUAUACGUGAAGUUUGCGUCUUGACUGCUCCCUUUUUUGCUUCCAAUACAACGGUGGUGGCAUACUUCUUUGGGAAAGAGAUCUGGGAUUCAGGGGCUGGACUGAUAGCUGCUGCAUUGAUCGCCAUUUGCCCCGGUUACAUUUCCAGGUCUGUUGCAGGAUCAUAUGAUAAUGAGGGUGUGGCCAUUUUUGCGCUGUUGUUGACAUUUUACUUGUUUGUCAAGGCCGUCAAUACAGGGUCCUUGUCUUGGGCUUUGGCUUCUGCUUUCGGGUACUUCUAUAUGGUUUCUGCAUGGGGAGGAUAUGUGUUUAUUAUUAACUUGAUUCCACUUUAUGUGAUGGUGCUUUUAAUUACUGGGAGGUAUUCUAUGAGGUUAUAUGUUGCUUAUAAUUGUAUGUAUGUUCUGGGAAUGCUUCUUGCAAUGCAAAUUCGGUUUGUGGGGUUUCAGCAUGUACAAUCUGGGGAGCACAUGGCAGCAAUGGGUGUCUUCUUCCUAUUGCAGGUGUUUUACUUCUUAGAUUGGGUUAAGCACAUGCUUAGCGACACAAAACUUUUUCAGGCCUUUUUGAGGAUAACUGUGACCUCUGCAGUUGGAGCUGGUGCUAUUGCCCUUGGAGUUGGUAUGGCAUCUGGCUAUAUUUCUCCAUGGACUGGACGAUUUUACUCCUUGCUGGAUCCAACCUAUGCUAAGGAUCACAUCCCCAUCAUUGCAUCUGUCUCUGAGCAUCAGCCAACAGCCUGGUCAUCUUUCAUGUUUGACUUCCAUAUUCUGCUUUUCCUUUUCCCAGCUGGUCUUUAUUUCUGCUUCAAGCGAUUGUCGGAUGCGACAAUAUUUAUAGUUAUGUAUGGACUCACAAGUAUGUAUUUUGCUGGUGUCAUGGUUCGGUUAAUUCUUGUUGCUACACCUGCAGUAUGCCUUAUUAGUGCUAUUGCUGUUUCUGCCACCAUAAAGAAUUUGACUAUGUUGUUGAGGUCAAAGAGUAAGGUUGCCCAGUCUGGUUCCACUAAAGCAACUAGUAGCGCAAAGGCUUCUUCUAAGACUUCACUUGAUCAAUCACAGCCUUUCCAAAGAAAUGGUGCUAUUGCCUUGCUUCUUGGCGCUUUUUACUUGCUCAGUAAGUAUGCUACCCACUGUACUUGGGUGACAUCAGAAGCAUACUCUUCUCCAUCAAUUGUAUUGGCUGCAAGAGGUGCCCAUGGCAACAGGGUUAUCUUUGAUGAUUAUCGUGAGGCAUACUUUUGGCUUCGGCAAAAUACUCCUCCAGAUGCUAAGGUGAUGUCUUGGUGGGACUAUGGAUAUCAGAUCACGGCCAUGGGAAACAGAACUGUUAUUGUUGACAAUAAUACAUGGAACAACACACAUAUUGCUACCGUUGGACGUGCCAUGUCAUCUUAUGAAGAUGAGGCAUAUGAGAUAAUGAGAUCACUUGAUGUUGAUUAUGUAUUAGUUGUCUUUGGGGGUGUGACUGGUUAUUCUUCUGAUGAUAUUAACAAAUUUUUGUGGAUGGUGAGAAUUGGAGGAGGAGUAUUCCCUAUAAUUAAAGAACCUGAUUACCUUGUUAAUGGCGAGUAUCGUGUUGACAAAGGUGCAGCUCCAAAAAUGUUGAAUUGUCUGAUGUACAAGCUGUGCUACUAUCGAUUUGGAGAGAUGGUUACAGAAUAUGGCAAACCUCCAGGGUAUGACCGUGCACGUGGUGUUGAAAUAGGUAACAAGGACGUUAAACUUGAAUACCUGGAAGAGGCAUUUACAACAUCAAACUGGAUAGUUCGUAUCUAUAAGGUUAAACCUCCAAAUAAUAGAUGGUGAUCCCCGUGUGUGGGGCUGAAGAGACAAUCGUAGCUGAAAUUGAGUGCUUGAGAGUUAGAAUAUAGCAUUUAGCUGUAGCAGAGAACCAUGUUUUGUGUAGACACCGAGUUUUUUCAUGUUCGAGACUUUACUAUCAAGAAACCAUUUUUGCAGGUUUUACUACCUCCUCUUAGAUCCUCAAUUGCUUAGCACACUGUUACUGACUGCAAUUUAGAGUGGUUUCAUGUUCAUGCACUGCAGUGAAAGGGGUUUGCACUUACAAUAUGGAAACUGAAAAGUACAUUACGUCAGGGAUUUCAUUCCAAUGUCUAAUACAUAAGUUUUCGACUG